GGAACCCCUAUGUACAAAAAGUCCUGUCCUGGGCCAGUCUUGAGGAGAAAGGAACCACAAUGAAUGUGUGUUUAACUGAUAAAAGAAUUGAGAGAGAAAACUUAUGAAACCAACAGAAAUAAACUGAAUCCCUGGGGAAAAAAGCUAAAUAUGACCAUUCUUCCUUCUUUCAUUCAACUACAGUAUUUAUCAUAAACUUACGAUGUGCCUUGUGCUGAGCUAGGCACGCAGGGAGUAGCAAGAAGCAGGCCUGUGAAAUCCUGCCCUCGUGGAGCAUAGGUUAGAGUGGAAAGAGAAGGACUGUAACCAGACAACCACCAGUGCUGAGGAGAGGAAGCAGCUGCUGGGCAUUUUGCCAGGAGACUGCCAGCGAUGGAGUUCCUGAUAUUUGAGAGUCAGUUUCUUCUGUCGCUUGGUUUAAUAUGGUUCUCUUCUCUCCCUGUUUUCCACCUUUCUGCUCAUGGCCCUCACUCAUCAGCUGACCACAUUGCCUUCUACGGUGCAGAAUUCUACCAGUCUUAUGGUCCCUCCGGCCAGUACAUCUUUGAAUUUGAUGGAGACGAGGAGUUCUACGUGGACCUGGAGAGGAAGGAGACUGUCUGGCGGCUGCCUGUCUUUAGUGAAUUUACAAGUUUUGACCCACAGGGUGGACUGAGAAACAUAGCUAUAGACAAACAUAACAUUGACAUCUUGAGUAAACGCUCCAACUACACUGCAGCUACCAAUGAGGUUCCUGAGGUGACUGUGUUCCCCAAGUCCCCGGUGACGCUGGGCCAGCCCAACACCCUCAUCUGCCUGGUGGACAACAUCUUCCCUCCUGUGAUCAACAUCACAUGGCUGAGCAAUGGGCACCCAGUCACAGAGGGGGUUUUUGAGACCAGCUUCCUGUCCAAGGAUGAUCAUUCCUUCUUGAAGAUGAGUUACCUCACCUUCCUCCCUUCUGCUGACAACAUAUACGACUGCAAGGUGGAGCACUGGGGCCUGGACCAGCCGCUUCUGAAGCACUGGGAGCCUGAGAUUCCAACCCCCAUGUCAGAGCUGACGGAGACCGUGGUCUGCGCCCUGGGGCUGGCCGUGGGCCUUGUGGGCGUCGUGGUGGGCACCGUCCUCAUUAUCAAAGGCCUGCGCUCUGGUGGUGCCUCCAGACGCCCAGGGCCCUUAUGAAAGGAAGGUACAUCGCCCAUCUACAAGGGCAGAAAAGUGGACGUGCUGAUGCCCAGUGCUGUUUUCUGGUCCAGAGCAUCAUAUUCCUUCUUUCCUCCUACACUCCUCUCACUGCUUCUCUGGGGUUUAAGGUGCUGUGUCCCCUCACAUCUCACAUACCCCUCAGAAUGCUCCCCCAACCUCCAAAUGUUUUUUCAUUUCUCAAUUGUUGCCUAUUAUGGGAUUCCUGGAGUAGCCUGCCCACUACCUAAUCCCUCAGUGACCCUGAGCUAAUAAUAUCUCCAUGGAAGCAAUAAACCUUCUUUAUGAGUUUUUUACUGAA
Molecule: messenger RNA, 1486 nt
Organism: Hipposideros armiger (great roundleaf bat)
Lineage: Eukaryota; Metazoa; Chordata; Mammalia; Chiroptera; Hipposideridae
Product: H-2 class II histocompatibility antigen, A-F alpha chain-like
Exons: 4
Coding region: 373-1164 (263 amino acids)
Biological process (GO): antigen processing and presentation; immune response
Cellular component (GO): membrane; MHC class II protein complex
Source: RefSeq, a predicted model, not a curated record